AUGGCCGACGAACUCCCCCUCAUCGCUGAUCAAUCGCUCGUGCAUGACCCUCCGGACUCCUCGAGAACUGGGGCAAAACUGAAGCUACUGCAAGCUGCUCAGCUAAGCUUCGUCCAGGCCGAAUCACCGUACGGGAAGGUCCGUGAUGAUGAUGAUGACGUCUCUGUCCCUCUGCUCUCCAUGCUCUCCUCCUCGUUGACGAUGCUGCUUCACGAGGAGUGCCAAAUUUAG
This is a messenger RNA of Clonostachys rhizophaga, 231 nucleotides long. Lineage: Eukaryota; Fungi; Ascomycota; Sordariomycetes; Hypocreales; Bionectriaceae. The record is from the annotation of a GenBank genome assembly.